Cantharellus anzutake is the source of this 1956-nucleotide messenger RNA. RefSeq lists its product as uncharacterized. The transcript has 8 exons. Gene Ontology annotation, molecular function: DNA-binding transcription factor activity, RNA polymerase II-specific; zinc ion binding. The record is from RefSeq and is a predicted model, not a curated record. Gene Ontology annotation, cellular component: nucleus. NCBI's taxonomy places the organism in Eukaryota, Fungi, Basidiomycota, Agaricomycetes, Cantharellales, Hydnaceae. The coding region runs from base 90 to 1775 and encodes 561 amino acids. Gene Ontology annotation, biological process: regulation of DNA-templated transcription.
AUGUGCCAACUUGAGCCAGUCGACUCGGACAUCUUCAGCAUUUCAUCUCACCCUUCUUCGAGAAUCCUGAGCGCCUGGGCGUAAUAGUGAUGGCAUCUGCUUCAUCUGCUUCUUUAACCCCUGGUCAAGCGUGUUUAGAAUGUCGCCGUCGGAAAGUCAAGUGUGACGGUUCCCGGCCGGUUUGCGGCCGCUGCGACCGCCUUCGGAAAGAAUGUGAAUACGAACAGAUCGUUCGUCGCCUUCAAGUGGACAUCAUGGAGGAUCGUCUCUCCGAGAUUGAGUCAGGGAUCCAGGCAUAUUUGAGACGUCCAGCAUCAAUGGAACAUCCACUGAUGAAGAAGCUUACUGGGGAUGGUGGUGAUCGCCACCACCCACAAAAUUUAGUCAGCCCUUUCUUACCCUUGUAUACUGGAGAACCCCGCAGCUCUUCAACGGUCGUUCCUGAAUCCAACGGCUCUGUCACUUCUGAGGCUUUGCUCGCAGGAUAUGGAUCAGUGACGCCCAGAACGAUUCCUGAAUCCGGUCUCGGACAAAUUGGCGUUGACUCAGAGCUCCCCGCUGAAUUGAGCGAGUACUUGAUACGAAUGGCCCUUCCGUUCCGGAAUCAAUUUCAUAUGAAUAUGCACUUGCCAAGGUUGCUAUUCAGGAGUCGUCUUCCGCCCACACACCCAGAUUCGAUUCACCCUGCUCUACUGAACUCCAUAUACCUGGCGGUAUGCUCCACCAGCGGGGGACAGAUGGCGGAAUACGAGUCGCGCUUCUUGACCAGAACUAGGACCGAGUCCGAACGGGCGUUGGGUUUUGUGGAUAGACUCGUCCACUUCAUGUGGGCUUCUGUCAUCUUAGCGUCCUACUAUAUUCGCCGUGGGCGUAUCGUGGAGGCCCAUAAUACCAUUUCGGGGACGGUCAGUUUUGCCGUGGCAGCGGGACUUCAUCGAGCACCCGACGUACCCCAUGGCACGGAGGUCAUCGUUCUUCCGCCAGCUGACGCGGUUGAAACUCAAGACCGUGUCGCUCUUUGGCAUGCUCUGACGCAACUGGAAGCAUCCAGUUCCCUGAGGACCGGUUUUCAGACUAUUGCUCCCAAGGAUCAUCAAGCCAGCAUAAGGGCUCUAUUUUUCGCGCAACCUGCCAUCCAGGUAAUACCCUCUGUGCCACAUGUGGUGUUGCAGACUAAAGCUUCCGCCCUUCUAAUGGGCAUACGAGAAUACCUCGUAGCCAUCAAAGAUGUCGGAACCGCAGGGCUGCCUCCUGCAGCGACUGAACGCUACUCGAUGCUUGUAACGUCCCUACGCAUUAUCCAACAAGAAAUCCCCGCUGUAGACCGACCUCUCGGCCUUCAAUCCACCGAGUCCGUCAGCAAAACGAAUCCUGCCAUUGUUCAACUCCAUUGCUAUGUGAACCUCUGUUCCAUCCUGCUGUAUAACGCCGCGGCCGCUGAAAACCCGAGGGACAUUCAACUCACUGUGCGGUCUGCGGAAUCGAUGGCCCGUGCCUGUUCCGCUGUGCGGCGUGAUGAGCCCCUAUUGCUUAUACAGGCACACCCAGACUUGGUGUGGUGUCUCCAUAGUGCUUGCGAAGUCCUCAUUCGCGACUUCAUGACGCGCAGAGCUCAAAAUGAAAAUAACGCUGCAGUGCUCGAAGAGAGAGAAGCAUUUAUUAAAUCUGUUUUUGACGUCUUGAAUGAUCUUAUUGGAUUUUUCCCUUCCUCCGAACCUGUCAUUGGCAAUCUCCCUCAACUCCUAUUGGGAGGGGAUCAAUAUGAGACAAUCUGACGAGGGAGGAUACAAGAUGCACGAGCAGGAAUCCGGAUCUUUCAUGCAACUAUCAUCUCAUCCAUUUCAUCCUGUUUCGUCGUUCCCAUUUGCAGAACCCACAUGGGAUUUUCGAAUCAUUUAGAACUAGACUAGACGCACUUGUGCUUUUGAAUCUAUGAUUUUGUCUCCCUGACCCAGU